CGCAACACAGCCACGGCGUCCAGCCGGAGAUAGGUUUAUAGCACACUAAAGACUGGAGUAAUCCAUAAUCAUUAUUACUGUAAUUCAAAAAUGACGGUGACAUAUCCCGACCCUGGUGUGGGAGUAACGACAUUGGAGAUGUCGGGCGCACAGAAUUUUGGUUCCAACCAAACCGUAGCCGACAAAGUCACCGCUGACAUGAUUCAUCUUGUCGACCCUCACUGGUACCAAUUUCCACCUAUGGAUCCCUUGUGGCACAGUUUACUGGGAUUAACGAUCGGUAUCUUAGGCAUUGUUUCUAUAAUCGGUAAUGGAAUGGUCGUGUACAUUUUCACAACUACAAAGAGUCUCAAAACCCCCUCUAACUUGCUUGUGGUAAAUCUGGCUGUCUCCGAUUUGUUGAUGAUGAUAGCGAUGUCUCCAGCUAUGGUGAUUAGCUGUUAUUACGAAACAUGGGUUUUUGGACCAUUCGGUUGUGAACUAUACGCAAGCACAGGUUCUAUUUUCGGAUUCGCAUCCAUUUGGACUAUGACUAUGAUUGCUUUCGACCGGUAUAACGUUAUCGUAAAUGGAAUCGCAGCAAAACCAAUGACUACCAAUGGGGCACUAUUACGUAUCUGUGUGAUUUGGGUAUGCGCUGUCAUAUGGUCACUUGCACCCUUCUUUGGCUGGAAUAGAUACGUACCCGAGGGCAACAUGACUGCGUGCGGACUGGACUACCUCACCAAGAACUGGUUUAGCCGUAGUUACAUCCUUACCUACUCCUUCUGUGUUUAUUAUACGCCUCUAUUACUAAUUAUCUAUUCCUAUUACUACAUCGUUAAGGCCGUGGCAGCUCACGAAAAGACAAUGAGGCAGCAAGCCAAAAAGAUGAACGUGGCCUCACUGCGAUCAGUGGAUGACACCAACACAAGUGCAGAAUGCAAAUUAGCUAAGGUGGCACUAAUGACCAUUUCGCUUUGGUUCAUGGCGUGGACUCCGUACACAGUCAUUAAUUAUACGGGAGUUUUCGAAACUGCAUCUAUCAGUCCUCUAGCUACUAUUUGGGGUUCCGUUUUCGCAAAGGCCAACGCGGUUUACAAUCCAAUUGUUUAUGGUAUUAGCCAUCCAAAAUAUCGAGCUGCCCUCUACCAGAAGUUCCCGUCAUUGUCGUGCCAGCCAUCGGCAGAGGAAGUCGCAUCUGUGGUCUCAGGAGUAACCACAUGCUGUGAUGAAAAACCAUCUGCGUGAGCCUCCAAAGGACCGAUAACCAAAGACGACCGACACGCUGUGACUUCGUGGAUCCGAUUCUGCUACAGAAAAACUAUAUUUAUUUUUAUAAAAGAACAAUAACUAGUAUAUAAAGUGAAAUGUGAAAUCUUCAACACGAUGCGAGCUAGCUGCAUAAUAUACAAGAUUUCUAAUGCACUCUAGGUUUUAAUACCUUAUUUUGAGUUUGAGUUCGAUGCGACAAGUUGAAGAUUUCCAUGCUUUUGAUACUGUUUCUGUUUGUAUGCAUGCUGAAGAAAAAAA
This is a messenger RNA of Papilio xuthus (Asian swallowtail), 1512 nucleotides long. Its product is annotated as opsin-1-like. Gene Ontology annotation, cellular component: membrane. The record is from RefSeq and is a predicted model, not a curated record. The coding region runs from base 91 to 1230 and encodes 379 amino acids. NCBI's taxonomy places the organism in Eukaryota, Metazoa, Arthropoda, Insecta, Lepidoptera, Papilionidae. Gene Ontology annotation, molecular function: G protein-coupled receptor activity. Gene Ontology annotation, biological process: G protein-coupled receptor signaling pathway; visual perception; phototransduction. The transcript is spliced from 9 exons.